GAUCGAGAUUGAAACUUUAUUCCCCCAGAAAUUCACUUUGCUAUUAUAAGAUACACUACUGAGCCGAGGAAAUUCCCAGUCGUUGAAACGAUGGAUGUGGUUGUUUGACAAAUCCUGAAUUCGGCUUGACUCUUGGUUUCGGCAAUGAAAUGAUUGAUGUCCUUUGGCUGUCCAUUACCCAGGUUUGCGCAUGCGUAUGCUGAACGGGGAUCUCGAUUUAGUGAGUCAUGGGCAAAGGAGACAAGCGGGGUGUCGUACAGAAGCCUGAAGCUGGAACAAAUCUUGUGGGAAAGUUUACGCAGAGUGUACGACGCAUAGUACAAGAUGUCAAAGAUGAGGGCACUGCUAGUGGUCUCACGAAGGAGGAGGUGAUAUCUAUGAAUGAGAGACUUCGGGCCGUGAGAAUCAGACUCGAAGAAUCGUAUGAUACAGCUAAGAGAGCACUAGUAACUCUCAUGGACAAAUAUGCCCAAAGCAAAUCUGUUAGAAAUGUAUUUCAAAGAUACACACAACUUAAAGCUAUGAUCAAGGAGGUGGUGCGUCUUGAAACGCAGUAUUGGACCCUAGUUGACAUCCCAAGACAAGAAAAACAAGAAACGGUCCCAGCAUUUGUUCUACGUGCCUGUACAAUAAUGGAGAAGACGCAGAAGUCGGGAGAAGGCGUUAAAACCGCGUCGAAGUUGGCAGAAGAGGAGGAAAAACGGAAAGAACGUUUAGAGAGAUUGAGUGAUAUGACCACUGCCCAGAUAGAGUCUGAGAAUACACAAAUGACUAAUGAUCUCUAUCGUUUAUUAAAAAAAUAUACAGGACUACGGAAUUUAAUUCGAGAGUUGAAAACGGAGUACAUGAAUUCAAAAUACUAUCCAAUAUUCCCAAGAUACACUAUAUUGAAAGACUUGAUAAAAGACAUAAUGCAUAAUCCAGACUAUAUGGAAGUAUGCCAUGAAGUUGAGCUAGUCUAGUUACCAGAAAAAAUGUUUGAUUGCUGAUUAUCCAAAAGUAGGAUUUUUGUAACUAAAACUUCAAGGAUGUAAUCUAUACAGCUCAUCUGGAAAAAAAUAUUGUACUGAGCUGCUUAUUUUGAAACAGUGUUAUGACCAGAGGCUGAUAUGUUGUCUACAGUGUGUCCAACUCAUAUAGAAUUUAUCGGAUAUGAAAUGUUGAGAAUCCCAAGAUGAAUUUGAGGUAAAGACGUAGUCUACAUAUGGAAGGCCUAUCACUUUAUUAUUAUUAUUCACAAUAAUCUUAUAAUGAAAUUCUCAUCAAACUAAUAAAGUGUUCUAUGAUUAUUGAAUUUGAGUGAAAUGAAGCGAGAGUUGAGUCAAUAUACGAGGAGAGAUAUUGAAGAAUUAGUCUACUGUUGCAUAGAAUAAACAGAUGGUCGGUGGAUGGAACAAUAAUUCAUCAAAUUAAUAAUAAACCAUUAACUUGUUCUUUUACAAUUUUCAUACUUUGUCAAUUGAUUUUCAUAAAAAACGCCAUCUGUUUUUUCUAUGAUUUUAUUGAAUAAUAAGCCUUUGUAAUCAGUAUCGUUGUAAAUCAAUCCGAAAAUGAUUAUUCAAACAAAAUUAUGUUGAUAACAUGACACUAUUCAGGCCUAUGUAUACUGGCUCAUUUUCAUUUCAAUUUGCAUAAAGUUUCCGAUUUUUGGAUAUGAUAUUAGGUAGGUAUCUGAAUGCAACUGGAAAUUUUUAUAUUUAAAACUCUACUAGAGUCAGCAUAUAAGUGCAGUUGACAGAAGUGGAGUCAUUGAUCAUUUUGACAAAAUAAUAUUCACAGAAAUCAACAAUGAUGAAUAGACAGUUUACUAUGGAUUUAUUACCUGUUUUUCUCUCGAUAAUUGUAGGUAAGAAUGAAAUCAAUCAAUAAAUAUAUCGACUUGGAAAUAUUGAUUAAAAUCCCUGUGAAUCGUAGAUUCCAUGUGGAACGCUGCCGUGAAUGGAUUUUGUUCGAAAGUUACGGGUAAAACUACUUCCAUAGCUGACAAGUCAUUAGUCAUGUCACAUGGAUACCGGUAUGUAACAGCAGAGUGAAAUUAUUGGUGGGUUGAUAUCGAUAUCAUGAUGUAAUAGCUCACAUCUCAUCAAAAUCUCACAUUAAGUUACCCACUUGUACAUAAUAUCAUCGAUCCGCAUUUAAAUAAAGGGUAGACUGAUUUCCACAAAUGAAUACUAUCUAUUAUUAUCACUAUAUAUUAUACAUUUUUGUUUCCAUUGAAUAUCUGGAGCUGAUUGUUAAUGCUACUUUUGUUGUUUUUAACGGUUGAUUUAUUGAACUCAGUAUGUAAUCUUAAUAGAAGUCAGAAGUUGAUUGAAUAGAUACUGUAUAACAGUAUAUUGAGUCACAAAUGUCAUGAAUAAGAACGCCAUCAUAUUUUCAAAGAUAGAGACAUUCACCUAUCGCAUAUCAAGAGAAAUAAAUUAUUCUCUCUCUCCAUUUUCUCAUGAAAUUUCAUCUUGGUAGUUUUCAUCAACGAGUAAACAAUGCUGUUCAACAGGAGCUCCAACUCAAACCCAGUUUUCCUGAUAAUUCUGUAAAAAAAUCAAAAUGGAAAAUUUCAUGUUUUAUACUAUAUUGAUAAGUUAUUCUUCGAAAAAUAUAUAAUCAUUCACAACUUCAAGUUUAUAGAGUGUAAGCAGAUUGCUAUGAAUUUGAAUCCCAUUUUCCUGAGAAUGUUUGGAGAAUCAACUUUGAAAUUCAUUUGUAAAUGUUUCACAUUCAAGAAUAAUUAUUGUAUAGUUAAGUAGGUUGGUUUGAAUUUCAGCCUCUAUCUACUUUAUAAUGCAAUUCAAUAUUGCUUGAUGGGUGCCUUUUUAAAUUGUAAUGUUUUCACAUUUUCAUUGCAAAACUGUAUUUUUUAUAAUUUUGCAAAUGAAAAGUAUCACUUAGCCUACUUUAAAAUAUGCAUUUUUGAUGCAUGUCUGUUUUUAAAAAUAUGAGAGAUUUAAAUGUUGUUAAAUAUGAGACCCUUGAUAUAAUAAUUCUUGUAAUAUAAUAAUAUUUAUUCAGUUAAAGUAUUAGAGCCUAUAUGCUUAGUGAUAUGAUAUGACCAGGAUUUUACUAUUGUUAGCGAAUCUGCUGACUAAUAUUCUUGGCAAAUUAUGAAAUUUAAAUCAUAAUGCAUAUUUUCUUAUCAUUGAACAUUUAAAGCAAUCAAUCUUCGUUUGUGAAUUUGCAACAAUUAAAUCAUUUCGUGAGGUUGAUGAUGAGUUAAUGUCAUUUAUAAUAUUAUAGCCCAGGCAAUGAAUGCUCAAAAAAGGGUAUAGAGGGAAAUUUUGAGAAAACAAUUUUUGACCCCGCAGUUCUGUUUAGAGUACUAGGGAGGUAGACAUAUCAAAAGUCCUCACCCCUAACCACUGUGGUAAGGGGGUUGGGGUUGUUUUAAGGUACAAUUUUUUGAUUUCUCGCAUAAAUCUCAAAAACUAUGUAUCCUAUGGACUUGACUAUCAUAUAACAAAUUGAAGCUUACAUAUCUCUUACAAUAUUCAUUUCACAACUUUUUUCAUAUCUCCUCUAGUUCUCGAGAUUAUCCGCUCUUGAAGGAGUGACAUUUUUGAAAAAUACACGUUUGCCGCCAAUUAUUUUCUUUUUUUGCUCUUAUAACUUCAAAAAAAUCGACGGGAAAAAUCCUUGUUGAUUAUGAGCUUAUGAAGAAUUAAAUUCUCUUCAAUUUGAUGUAUAAUUCCACACUUUUACGAAUUUCUCUGCACUUUUUGCAACAGCUUUAGUGUUGGGUGUGAAAUCUUCAAUUUUGAAACAAUAGACCAAUUGACAAAGGAAUUUGGAGGAAAUUUUUUAAACAAAAUUUUUAACUUUGUAGCUUCGUUGAGACUAGUAAGGAGGAGAACAUAUGAGAAGUCCCCUUUCCUAAGUCAUGUGCUAAGGGGAUGAGGGUCGUUUAAAAGUUGAAUUUUUCAGCGUUUUGCU
Molecule: messenger RNA, 3927 nt
Organism: Nilaparvata lugens (brown planthopper)
Lineage: Eukaryota; Metazoa; Arthropoda; Insecta; Hemiptera; Delphacidae
Exons: 7
Coding region: 228-962 (244 amino acids)
Source: RefSeq, a predicted model, not a curated record